AUGGACCUCAACUUUUGAAGUACACCAGAUUAUAAACAAAACUCCGUGGUAUUUGCAAACCAUGGGCAAUUAGAUUUUCUCUUGCAUACAUGAGUUACAAUUUUUUGGCCUACCCUCUAUAAUGAGGACAAUAGCAUGUGAUCUCUUACAUGCCUUUGUCUCCUAAUAUGUCCCAUCUGAUAGCCUUCCUCCACCAAUCAUUCAAGUAGCUACAUGUUUAUAACAUAUCCUUCCAUCUAUAUAAAUAUUCAUGGUUGCAAGCAUUUAGGACCAACACAAUUCAUUCACAUCCUCAAGCAAUAAGAAACUCAAAAGCUUGUAUCUUAUUUACAAGUCAUUUCUAAGACUAAUCUUUCAUCAACACAUACAAAAAUGGGUUUUCGUUUAGCUGGUAUCAGAAGAAAGCUAUCAUUUAAUUCAAACCAAGCAUCUUCAAAGGCUUUGGAAGUCCCAAAAGGCUAUCUUGCUGUCUAUGUUGGAGAGAAUAUGAAGCGGUUCGUGAUUCCCAUUUCGUAUUUGAACCAGACAUCAUUUCAAGAAUUACUAAGCCAAGCAGAAGAAGAAUUCGGAUAUGAUCAUCCAAUGGGUGGUCUCACUAUUCCAUGCAGUGAGGAAACCUUCUUGGACCUCACUUCUUGCUUCAACUGACUAUAAGUAAUUCCAAAGGAGACUGACAUAGAUUGGUUGAGACACAAUUUUGUAGUGGAAACUAGUAGCUAUCAUCUUACUGAGAUGUCAAGGAUGUAAAUAUAUAUCAGAUUUUUUUUGCAAUUUCAAUGAAUUUAUAAACUUCGUCACUAAUUACUUAUAGAUUCAAUUUAUUUGGUAUAUUCUCUUCAAUUAUGUUUAUUCCUUUGUUGUGUUGCCACUACUGUGGUAUUAAAAAAUUGUCUAUUAAUUUAUAAAGAAAUGCUGCAGAAUUUUACUUUCUAAAACACAUAAGCACUCCACCAUGAGAGAAGCAUAUGGUUAAA
Molecule: messenger RNA, 974 nt
Organism: Arachis duranensis
Lineage: Eukaryota; Viridiplantae; Streptophyta; Magnoliopsida; Fabales; Fabaceae
Product: auxin-induced protein 15A-like
Exons: 1
Coding region: 373-648 (91 amino acids)
Biological process (GO): response to auxin
Source: RefSeq, a predicted model, not a curated record